AUGACCAGGAAAGAGUAUGUCAAUUGGAUUGAAAAACAAUGGGCUGUUAGAGUGGAUGAAUUGACAGUAACAAGAAUUUUACAAAAAAGUGAAGACAUCCUUAACACUGAAAUUAUAUGGCCUAAUGCCAAAAGACAUAAAUCUGUGACAGUGCCUGAACUAGAACUCGAACUUGCCCUUAGAGAAUUCAUUUUAACCUACCAAGAUAAAGCAAUCUUAAGCAAAGCUAUUUUAAUCGAAAAGGCAAAACUAUUGGCAGUUGGCUUGGAAGUUCCAGAUGGAACAUCAAAGUUUUCUGCUGGGUGGCUCCAGAAAUUUAAAGAGCAUAAUGGAAUCUGUCAACAACAGCUUCAUGGGGAAGUGUCAUCAGUCAAUUUAGGGCUAUGGCUGAUGCCUUGCCAUUGUUAA
Messenger RNA from Paraglomus occultum, 408 nucleotides. Lineage: Eukaryota; Fungi; Glomeromycota; Glomeromycetes; Paraglomerales; Paraglomeraceae. The record is from the annotation of a GenBank genome assembly.